AUGGCAUCGCGAUCACGAUCUCCAGUCCUCCGCAGCGAUGUCCUGUUUCCUGCUCUUCUUCAGGUGCUCGGCGGACGAGCGGGGAGGCUACUAAUUCUCGUUUCAUUUGUGACGCUGCUCGUCGUAUAUGUGCAUUGGACAGAAGGAGAUACAUCGCCCUCGGACAUGAUGCGCUCAAUGCAAAUGCGCGACACCCUCCUUCGGACCCAAACCGAAAUGCCGCACUUCCUAUCACCAGAACCCACCGCAGCGACUCUGAGCGCAGCCGAUGCAUCAACGACUUCAUCUACGACAUCAAAAUGGAAGUCCAAGUCCACAUAUCCAGACAGAUCAGACAGCAGACCAGUACAUGUUCUGGUGACAAGCAAUGAUCGGAACGUCUUGCAAUGCAGGCAGAUGCUCUCUUCAUUCGCUGCGGACUACCCUCCUCUCACGAUGGUCGCAUCCAUAGAAACGCCUCCAGACGAUGUCUCGUCAAACCAUUCUGGCACAGGAAUACCGCGAAUACAAGCACUACAUCGGUAUUUUGAAAGAGAAAAGAGCAUCCGUGAUAAUGAUUUGUUACUCAUCCUUGAUGGACACAACUCCUUAUUCCAAUUACCACCAGAUGUUCUCAAGAAACAGUACAGCCAAGUAGUGGAGGCAGGCAACACGAGAAGCCGUGAUAGAUACGGGCCGGAGAAGAUGUUGCGCGGAAUCAGCUUAACGGCCGCAAAGUACUCACAGUCGGUGAUUUUUGCAGCCAGCAAAUCCUGCGAGGAGAAUGCCAUCGAGGAUUUAGCCUGCGCUGCAGCCCCAGAGCCACCGGAAUUCCCCAGUCCUAUUGCGAACAAGACGGUGGUUGCGGACUUCCACGGAAUUUACAAACCACCGAGAUUCUUACACUCGACCAUGUUCAUGGGACCGGCUCGGCAUAUUCGAACACUGGUGAAGGCGGCAGUCGACCGGGCUGAGCGCAAUAGCGAGCUCUCAAUAUCUGAUCAGAUGCUGUUUGCCUCACUUUUUGGGCAGCAAGAGUUGGCUCGAGAACAAUCCCGGCAUGCUAGCACACGCUCUCCUUGGAGUACGUUCAUGGAAGGGUUGUUUCCAUCGAAAAACGCGUUUGAGUAUAGGCAUGAGAAAAUAGAGACACCCAAACCCGCCCAGCUCAAUCCGGACGUCGAUUACGAGCUGGCCAUCGGCCUCGACUAUUCUGGCGCUCUGUUCCAAACCGUCUCACCCGAUUUUCCCGAAGAACUUGCCUAUAUCGAGCACACUCUCAUCAAUGGAGACGAACUGAGCCUUCCGCCGUCCCUCAGUACUUCCAAACCACCCUUCGCAAACCUGAUCCCUCAAACCCCUAUUAUCGCCAGAGAACACGACAUCCAGUCUCUCCUAAUCAAACCAUUUUCGCCUCCGCAGGAUCACCCCGCUCCUCCCACUCCUGACGACGAGCAUCCUUCGAUCACGGAUACGACACCCGUUAAACCAGAUCCACUCACAUCCUGGGCAGCUCUCGAACUUGCAACCAACACUUUCACAAAGGCGGUUCCCGCCAUUAUUAACACUUCUCCCGCCGACCGCCCCGGCCCUGAGCAGCCUGACGACUGGGAGCGAAUGUGGUACCAUCCACAUCUACGGGCCAUCCUGGAGCAAUAUAUGAAGCGCGGAUUUGGCGGCAGCCGCUAUGCGAAGGAGAGGAUGGAAUUAGUGAAGCUCAUGGCAAACGGAGGGAUCCCGAACCCGUUUCUUGAAAAUUUGUAUGGGCCGACUAGCGGGAUCCAUGAUCGAGGAGGUAGGGGCGGUGUAUGGACGGACACUGGGCUGUGGCAAGCGUGGGGUGCAGUUUGCACUGCUUCGGAGUUUGCGGAGGGGUUAUUUCCGGAUGGACAGUCUGCAGAAAGCACACCAAAAGCGAAACGGGCUCACGGACUUCGAACGACACCUAGACCAUAUCACGCAUAA
This is a messenger RNA of Eremomyces bilateralis CBS 781.70, 1944 nucleotides long. RefSeq lists its product as uncharacterized. The transcript is spliced from 2 exons. The record is from RefSeq and is a predicted model, not a curated record. NCBI's taxonomy places the organism in Eukaryota, Fungi, Ascomycota, Dothideomycetes, Eremomycetales, Eremomycetaceae. Bases 1 to 1944 code for a protein of 647 amino acids.